CGAGGCAGUUAAUAAGGAAGCCAACACACACCCACACACAUACAACACCUACACACAACACCCACCCCGCACACACACACACAGAAAUUGAUUAAGAUGUCAUGGAGAUAUGCGCUACUCACCGACAGAUACAGCAGCAGCAUUGGCGAUAGAUAUAGUCCGCACUAUUAUCAGUCGCCCAGCCGUCUGGAAACCUCCGAACAGACCACAGGACGCCAGCUGCAGCGAGUACUGCAUUAUUCGAUGGCCCCGUGCCGGACAUUGCCCGGCCUGAGACGUGCCGAGUGCGCCAUACACGAUGUUGACUGUGAUGAGGUCUAUCCGGGCAUUUAUAUUGGCGAUGCCGCGGCGGCCAAAAACAAAACCUAUUUGCGAAUGAUGGGCAUUACGCAUGUGCUGAAUGCCGCGGAGGGCUGUCGCUACGGUCAGGUGGACACGGGACACAGUUACUAUCGUGAUAUGCCCAGCAUUAGACGCCAACAUAAGGAUUGCAUUUUUAGAUAUAUGGGCUUCCCCAUGAUCGAUGCCCCAACGACAGAUAUAUCCCGUUACUUCUAUGUGGCAGCCAAAUUCAUAGACAGUGCCAUCAGCAGCGGCGGCAAAAUUCUGGUGCACUGCUUGGUGGGCAUGUCGCGGUCGGCCACCUGUGUGCUGGCCUAUUUGAUGAUCUGCCGCAAAAUGUCCGCCGUAGACGCGAUACGGACGGUGCGCAUGCGCCGUGAAAUACGACCAAAUGAUGGCUUUCUGCAGCAGCUGGCCGAUCUCGAUAUGGAGCUAAAGCGCAAGAACCUCUAUCCCUACUAAGGCAAUACCAAAACCCCAACACAACCAAAGAUAUAUAUAUAUCUACAUCAGACACCAACACAAACACACACACACACAUAUAUAUAUAUAUAUAUAUAUAUAUAUAGAUGUAUAGGAUAAGGACAGAUAUAAUGCUGAUGAAGGGCUAAAGAAAAAAAACACACAGAAUUGUUUUAUUGCUAAGAGUUAUAAAAACACACACACACACAUGGGCAACGUUUAUGCGCUGCGCACAAAUCAUGAUAUGAACUGCGAGUAAGUAUUGAAUUCAGUAUAAGUCUGUAUUGUAUUGUAUUUCAUGUUUAAACAAGGUUAAAGUUUAUGAUAUGGCUGCAGCGUAUAAGCGUGUGCCAAAACAGUUAUACACACACACACACACACACACAUAUACACACAGACUAGUACAGAAAUGCAACGUUUACACGCGCUGCCCAAAUCAUGAUAUCAAUUUUGAAGAUUCAUCAAAAAGAGAUAUUUUGAUGGGCAUAUAUAUAAGGGUUUGACACAAUUCCAAAUGGGGCGCAUUAUGUUAUGGGUGUUACGUAUAUAUACUACACAGACACACACAAAACCGACUCACACACACAGACCCACAUAUACAGACAAAGCGUUGUUCUAAACUAUUUAUAAAGAUAAAAAGCUAACGACUUAAUGGUAACUUGGUCUUCUGAUAUAAAAAGCUGUUCAAAUCAAUUGUCUUAUCGUGACAUCUCGUUAUAUGCAUACAUAUAAAAAAAUAUAUUCGGUCGUACUUCCAUUUACUGGGUAUCAAGUUACUUACACAGACACACACACACACACACACAGACGUGCACACCCCUCCCACAUACAUAGCUAGCUAGGCAUGGAUCCACGAUCUACAGCACAGCGUGAAACAAUAAUUGCAAGGAUCGAGCUGACAUCUGAACACCAAGGCAUAUAUAUGCAUAUACACAAAUACAUAUAUAUAGAUAUGUAUAGAUGUGUAUGCAAAACUAAAUAUAUACUUACCUAUACCAUAUACACAUAUAUUGAUAUACAUGUAUUCCUAUGAUAUUUUUUGUAUGCAACUCUUUGUUAUUUUACGGUUCAUGUCCUACCUGCAUAUAUAGCCCACAUACAAGCAUAUACUCUUAAGCGUAUAUGCACUUAGGCAUAUAAGAAAAGCUGAAAAAAACCUAAACAAAAUGAAACAACACAAAAUGGAACAAUGUAUAGAACACGACAUGCGUAUAAAAUUAACAAAAUAAAAAAAAAAAAUCUGAUAAAAAAAUCUGUGUAAUGUAUAAUUAGUAUAUACAACAUGCGUUAUACACACCCAAUAUGAAAAUGAUAUAUACACACAAACUAAUAUGUUUGUACAUACAUGCGUAUAUUCAACUAUUGUACAAUGAAAUAGCAAAGCUAGCAAAAAAGAACAACAACAAGAAGAAGGAAAUCCAACAAAAUGUAUAAAGAACAACAACCAAAUUCAUAUUUUCUAGAACAUGUAUGAGCAGAAACAAAUACGAAA
Messenger RNA from Drosophila virilis, 2296 nucleotides. RefSeq names its product dual specificity protein phosphatase 3. Gene Ontology annotation, cellular component: cytoplasm. NCBI's taxonomy places the organism in Eukaryota, Metazoa, Arthropoda, Insecta, Diptera, Drosophilidae. The record is from RefSeq and is a predicted model, not a curated record. Gene Ontology annotation, molecular function: MAP kinase phosphatase activity; protein tyrosine/serine/threonine phosphatase activity. Gene Ontology annotation, biological process: protein dephosphorylation; negative regulation of MAPK cascade.